CCGUGAAUUUUGUCAGAAAUUCAAAAGAGGAGUAUACAGACACUGCUACUUAGAUAUAGCCACUAGUAGUGAAUCCCAUUCACCGAGUUUACGUAUUUCACACGAUCCCUUACAUCUGAAUCCCAAUACCAUGCCUAGGGUUCCGACGAAUCAUCCUCCUCCUCCUCCUCCUCCUCCUCCCUCGUCGUCAAUGGUUUCCACUAUCAAAGCCUAUGCACUCCCUGUUAUUCUCUUCGCCGCAGCCAUGUUCUACCAGCUCUUUGUUAUCCCCAAUGCCUUUCCUCCUUCUCAUUAUGACGUUCUGCAAAUUGAUAGGUAUAGUUCCAUCGACACGGUGAAGGAGGCUUACAACAAUCUUGAAUCUAAAUGGAAUUCUGAUGUGGAAGUAUUGGAUGUUCAUGAGUUUUUAAAGAUUCGACAUGCCUAUGAAUUGCUCACUAACCCUUUAUGGAAAAGAGACUAUGACUUAUUUGGCAUUGAUGAACAACAUCAUAUCAUUGAGGAUGCCAACAAGCGUUAUGCUGGGAAAAGUAUUUCACAAUUGGACUUCCCUUUACUAAAUGCCCCUUUCUCUGAGUCUAUUGAUCAUUCUACUAAAGUCAUUUCUGCAAGUGAUUUCAAGUCUAUAUUUCCAGAUUCAAAGCUAUGGUUAAUUCAGUUGUAUUCAUCUGGGAGCAAUCGUUGUGUUAAGUUCUCAAAGUCUUGGAAUAAAAUAGCUUCUUUGUUGGAUGCAUUUGCAAACACUGGUAUGGUGGAACUUGGUGAGAAGGAGGUCUCUAUUUACUUUGCCGAUAAAAGAUCAACGGGAAAACCCUUUUUCAGAAAUGGAAUUCCAUCUCUUUUUGCCAUUCCUCCUGGAUGCCGUACUGCAAAAUGUUUUAGAAGGUUUGAUGGUGAGCUUACGGUUGAUAAGGUUACAAAUUGGUUUGCAACAACUGUAUUGGCUUUUCCUCAAAUUAACUACUACACGAAGGAAUCAUUGGUGCCAAAUUUUUUAGGAAAAGUUAGUCAUCAUAAGGUAAAAGUAAUAUUAUUCUCAAAAACCGGGGAGCGUGCUUCUCCAUUUAUACGACAAGUAGCUAAAGACUAUUGGGCUUAUGCUUCAUUUGCGUUCAUUCUCUGGCGGGAAGAAGAAUCAUCCUAUUGGAUGGGGGCAUUUGGGGUGGAAUCUGCACCUGCUAUAGUAUUUUUGAAAGACCCAGGGGUCAAACCUGUUGUGCACCAUGGAUCAGUUAAUGAUUCUUUGUUUUUGAGUAUGAUGGAAAAUAAUAAAGAGCAAGAGCUACCACAAUUAAGGAGCGAGACAUCUAUGGAGCUAGGCUGUGAUCCCCGUGGCUACUCACGUGCUGGAUAUGAUACAACUAUUUGGUAUUGUGCUAUUGCAUUGGGAAGGCCGAGUAUGGAGUUGAACAGACUGCGUGAAACUAUUUGCAGGGUCCAAGAAACAUUGUCUAAGCAAAGUGAGGUAGAUGCAUCAUCUGAAAAUCAAUCCUUUGCUCCAGUCGUUGAUGCGUUGAAGAGUAAACGGUUGACAUUUGCUUGGCUUGACAGUGAAAAGCAGAAGGACUAUUGUAAAUUUUACCUUGGUGAAGGGGCAAGCGAAGGCACUUGUGGACAACGGAAGGGUAUGACGGAUAUUGCUCGGUUGCUUGUUAUUCGUUACCUAAGGAAUAAUAGUGCUGUUGAUACGAGGACACAGGAACUUUCUAAGUGGAAAUCAUUACUGGUCCAAGAUAUAAUCGAUGAUACUGAUCAGGCAGGCCAGUUUGUAGCUGGGUACAAGGGCACAGCUGAUGACUCAGAGAUAUCCCAGUGGCUCGCAAAUAUUAUAAAAGAUGGUGACUCCAGAGAUUUGCCUUUCUUUACACUAAGAACUCCUAAGCUUGUUCCAGAUGACACAGAACCUAUUUGGUCUAAAACCGCACAACAGAUUCCAAUAAAAAAUAUUAUACAGCGUAUUCUUGGUGUUGUUGGUGGGCUUUCUGUGUACCUUGAUGAUCCGAGAAUCGGUCCUUUCCUGCUUUUGGCAGCCUUAAUUUCUCUGGGCACCAUCUGGCUAAGAAGAAGCCAACAAGCUCAUCCAUCUCAGUCAACACAACCUAGUUCCACGGAACCGCCCUCCCGUGAUGAAAGAAAAUCAAGACCGACUGAUCGGGUCCGGAGACGGUCUAGUAAAAAUGUGCCCCCAAGCAUGACAGAUUCGGAACCGCCCAAUGCUUUUCAGAUGCCACUUUCAGACUCCGAAUCUGAUUAGUUUCAAUUUGGUUUCUCCUUAAAGAAAAGGAGCUUUUCAUGACAUACUGUUACACGUUCUAAAGGUGAAGGCUUAUAAUAUGAUGCAAGAUUGGAACCAUGUCAACAAGUGAAUAGGACCUUAUAUCAAGCAAAAUAUUCCAAGAUAGAAACAUUUAUUUUAAACUGUGUAUAAAAAUGAGAUCACGUUUGACUGUUCCAAAGUCACGUUAUUGGCUUCUUUAACCUCAAUUAUCUAAAAAGUUUACUGGAAGUUCUUUCAUAAAGUUUUUGCUUGCUAAUGAUAUUGAUUUAGACACAUGCAGUGCAGUGAGCGUUUCAAAAUUUGAUUUUAGAUAUUAUCAUUUUUAAAGGAUAAGUUUUAGGUUUAGUAAAAAUGCAGAAUAAAUAAGAUCUUGGAAAAUAAAGGAAGAAUCUACGUGCCACUCCUUUUUUUUAUACUUGCCAUCCUCUAAGGGAUAAGUUUUUUUUACCAUAUUACCCCUGUAAGAUAUCGGAUUUUAUUAAAUUUUCAGUUUUGUACCGGAAAUUUUA
Molecule: messenger RNA, 2787 nt
Organism: Vicia villosa (hairy vetch)
Lineage: Eukaryota; Viridiplantae; Streptophyta; Magnoliopsida; Fabales; Fabaceae
Exons: 20
Coding region: 131-2254 (707 amino acids)
Source: RefSeq, a predicted model, not a curated record